AUCAGUAUUAUCUCAGUGGACGCGCGUACAGUAGUAGACUACUUUAUAUUCUGAGUGGCAAUACAGUCUGAUCACCACUCACUCGACCAAAGAGUUUCCACAAUGGAGAUCCUACUCAGGACUGUAGGAGCCUUGGAGAUAAUACUCUGCUGGCUCACAGCUCCCUACUACUUCCUACUACGAUUCACCAAGAAAAAGUAUAUACCUCCUAUACAAAACCCGAUAAUACUGCACAGUGCAUCUGAGCUGGCCAGGAAAAUCAGGAUGGAAGAGUACACCUGUGAACAAGUGGUGAGAGCGUUCAUACUGAGGUGUCGAGAAGUGAACCCAACUCUGAAUGCUAUUGUGGAGGAACGCUUUAUCAAAGCAUUAGACGAAGCUCACUCAAUAGAUCAGAAGAUUUACAAUAAGGAAUUGACGGUGGAACAAAUGGAGAAGAAUACACCAUUUUUGGGAGUUCCGUUCACAGUAAAAGAAAGCAUAGGAGUAAAAGGAAUGAGUCAGAGUGUCGGAUGUCUGCCUCGUCAUGGCGAGAAGGCCAAGAUGGAUGGAUCAGCUGUUCAGAGCCUCAAGAAAGCUGGGGGUAUUCCCAUAGCAGUCACCAACACACCAGAACUGUGCCUGUGCUGGGAGACAACCAAUCUGGUGACUGGACGAACCAACAAUCCCUACGAUCUUAACCGCACCCCUGGAGGGUCUUCUGGGGGAGAGGCUGCUCUCCUGUCUUCCGGAGCAUCAGUAUGCAGCGUUGCCUCUGACAUUGCUGGUUCCAUUCGACUGCCAGCUGCGUUUACUGGCGUCUUUGGACACAAACCUACUCCAGGCUUUGUUGCACUGGAAGGUCAUUUUCCAAAUUCAGAUGAUAAAAAUUUCAACAAAUUCCUCACAGUUGGACCAAUGGUUCGAUAUGUCGAGGAUCUGCUACCUUUGUUUAAGGUUAUGGUUGGAGAUAAGGCACCACUACUGAGGCUAAACGAAGAAGUAGACUUAAAAAAGCUUAGAAUAAAAUACCUAACAGAUCUUGGAGAAUCUAUGGUGAUGAUUCCAACGGACGAAGAAAUCAAACAGGCUGUGGAGAACGCAGCAACACAUUUCAAAACUAAACAUGGCUGCAGCGUUGAAAAGCCUCGAAUCGAAGAACUAAAUGAUACUGUUGAGAUAAGUUCAUCGGUUUUCUUCCAAAUGAAAGGCAUUCCUGAUCUGAUGACACUUUCUGAUGAUCCAAAGGCAAAGAAGAAUCUAUUGAUUGAAUUUGUAAAAUCACUCUUUGGAGCAAGUCAGUUUUCACUUCCUGGUCUUAUAUUUUCCGUCAUUUACAAACUGAACGGAUUUGUUCCUCCCAGCAAGAGUGAAACGUAUCAAGCGAUGCACACGUCUCUGAAGAAAAAGUUUUUGGAUAUUUUAGGUGACGAUGGUGUUUUUAUUCUACCCACACACCCUAUCCCAGCCUACUACCACGGCCAGUUCACUAUGAAGACUGCUGGGGUUGGAUUUACAAUGAUAUUCAACACCUUAGAGAUGCCAGCAACCCACGUGCCUAUGGGCUUGAACAAAGAUGGGCUCCCCAUUGGAGUACAGGUAGUUGCAGCACCAAACCAAGAUAGGCUGUGUCUUGCCGUCGCAAAGGAACUCGGAGAGAAGUUUGGGGGUUGGAUUCCACCCUCAUAAAUACAUCAUGACAGUUGUUUCCACUGUGAUAUUUUAAAUGCAUUUGUCAAUGUUGCAAGACAAUCAAAAGCGUAAAUUCCAAGAAAAUCAAAUUAGUUUGUUAGCUCAAUUGUACAAAUUAAUUUAUUAUUCAACUUGUGUGUCAUUUAAUUGUGUAAGUGACAUUAAACCAGAGAAGUGUGAAAACCAGAUGGAAAAAGGAGACAUAACAUAAUGUAUUUAAAAGUUGAAACAUUUAUUAGUAGAUAGUUAUAGCUCAUAUAACACUGUAUUACCACAUAAAUAACAAGAUUAUAAAAAAAAAAUUAUAAUGCCAAUUCAUUGGAUUGAGUUAAAACCUCAAAUUCUACUUCCUGUUAAUAUGUGUACUAGUCAGGUAAAAUACUAUGUUUAUUGAGACUCUAUGUUCCAUGAAUUCAUGUCACUCUUUACUUGUUUAUGAGAAACAAUAAAGCUGUUAAAAAUGAAAAUAAAGCAUAACAAUUAAUUAAAAGGUAAGUAAUAAAAUUGUGAUUUUUGUUAGAAAAACAACACGUGCAAAACGGAAUGUUAAAAAAAAUAAGUUUUAUACCUUACCUAAUAAAAGUAUAGCUAAAACAUUUUACAAGAAAUUAUUUUUCAAUCAAAAAUUGUGAUGUCUUAUUCCACAGUUUUAGACAUGUAACAAACAACAAUGU
Molecule: messenger RNA, 2345 nt
Organism: Macrosteles quadrilineatus (aster leafhopper)
Lineage: Eukaryota; Metazoa; Arthropoda; Insecta; Hemiptera; Cicadellidae
Product: fatty-acid amide hydrolase 2-like
Exons: 11
Coding region: 103-1668 (521 amino acids)
Source: RefSeq, a predicted model, not a curated record